GAGAAAGCAGUCAAUAUAUUUGAUCAAAGCUAUGGGUCUAUCUACGGCACGAAGGCUACUCGUAGUUCUCCUGGUUACUGCGUUCGUCUUCUCCGGGAGUGCUGAAGCCUGGAGCUGGAGUUGGGGCUCCGGCCAGUCCGGUUCUAACGGGGGUUGGGGAUGGAGCUCCGGCAACUCUGGCGGUUCUUCUGGCUCGGCUUCUGGUGGUUCAGAAGACUCUAACUCGGGUGGUUCAAGCUGGGGUUGGGGAUGGAGCUCAGACGGUACAGAUACUGAUUGGGGAAGCAGCUCUGGAUCAAACCAUUCUAGCGGUACUGGAUCUACACGCAAAAGUCACAGCCCUGGCCAAAAUCACUCAAGCGGCACUAGCCCUACACACAACAACGAUAGCACGAGAUCAAACCACUCGAGCAUCACUGGCUCCACACACAACAAUCAUAGCUCGGGCUCAUCAAACCACUCGACCAUCGUUGGUUCUACACACAACAAUCAUAGCUCGGGCUUAAACCACUCAAGCAUCACCGGUUCUACUACGUACAACCACACGGCUCCAAUAACGAGGGGGAGAAAGAUUGCGGUUACUGUGUGGAAAAACGGAUACGGUUACACAGAAUGGGCUACAAAGCAUGCCCCUUUCUACGUCCACGAUGUUCUUGUUUUCACGUAUAACAACAACAACAAUGAUCAAACCCUAUCCAAGAUGAAGCACCACAACAAGAAGAACGACGUCUACUUGCUCCCAGACAUGAAGAGCUUCAACAGAUGCGAUGUGACCAGAGGCAAGAAGCUGGCCGCACGACGAGGUUCACCAUCAUGGGGCUUCAAGUUGCUUCUUCGUAAGGUUCAGACUUACUACUUCGUCAGUGGAGACCACAACGGCUGCAACAACAACAACAUGAAGUUCUUUGUCCACCCGAUUCCCCACCCUUCUCACUAAGACACUAACUAUAAAAUCCACUUGCUCUUUCCUUUUCUUUAAAGUUUAAACUCCGAGUUAGUUUAUAUUCUGCAGGUUUUUUUCUAUUAGUUAACCUUUUUCGUAUAAGUCAUUUAAAAUUUUAUGGAAUGAUUAUUACUUCUACAAGGUUAUAGUUUUCUUCCACUGGAGUAAUAAUUGCCACAAGUCAGCUCGAGAGGAAAAGUUAUGUGA
Camelina sativa (false flax) is the source of this 1150-nucleotide messenger RNA. RefSeq lists its product as uncharacterized. NCBI's taxonomy places the organism in Eukaryota, Viridiplantae, Streptophyta, Magnoliopsida, Brassicales, Brassicaceae. The record is from RefSeq and is a predicted model, not a curated record. Gene Ontology annotation, molecular function: electron transfer activity.